AUGCGUUUCUCAACUCUCAUCGUCGCUGUCGUCCCCAUGGUGCUGGCCCAAGAGACCACCACCACCGAGCCCAGCAUGAGCAUGCCCACGGGCUCUGCCAUGUCUUCCAUGUCUUCUGACAUGAGCUCAGCCGCCAGCGUCACCUCCUCCAUCGGCUCCGAGAUCUCGUCCGCCCUGUCCUCCGCCUCGGGCCGCGUCUCGUCCGCCCUGUCGUCCAUCACCUCCGAGGGCAACAGCCGCGCCUCGUCCAUCCAGUCCGAGCUGUCCACCGCCACCGGCUCCGCCGCCAGCUCCCUUUCCUCGGAGCUCGCCAGCCUGAGCAGCUCCGCCAAGUCCGCGGCCUCCACCGCCUCCGAGUCCGCCAGCAGUGCCGCCUCGAGCGCCAGCGCUUCUGCCUCUGGCAACUACGGCCCCGUGCAGACCGCUGCCAUUGGCAUGGGUGCCCUGUUCGGUGGUGCUGCUGUCCUUGCCAACCUCUAG
This is a messenger RNA of Diaporthe citri, 480 nucleotides long. RefSeq lists its product as uncharacterized. Lineage: Eukaryota; Fungi; Ascomycota; Sordariomycetes; Diaporthales; Diaporthaceae. The transcript is spliced from 2 exons. Bases 1 to 480 code for a protein of 159 amino acids. The record is from RefSeq and is a predicted model, not a curated record.